CCUAAUCCAAAUUAACACUUUCAAGCAAACAAAAACAAUCCACUCUCUCUGUUCUAAUCUCGAUGGCUCGCAUAUCAAAUCUUAUUUUUCUAGCUUGCAUUUUCCUUUUCAAUAUUAUAAACAUUCCAUUCCUCACAAAUGCUAUUUCCUCAUGCAAUGGACCAUGCAACACUCUCAAUGAUUGUGAUGGUCAACUCAUUUGCAUCAACGGCAAAUGCAACGAUGACCCCGACAUUGGGACCCACAUCUGCACCAAUCCCUCACCGUCACCACCAAGUGGCGGUGGUGGCGGCACUUGCCAAUCCUCCGGCACCUUACAGUGCAAAAAAAAAUCAUACCCUCAAUAUAGGUGUUCUCCACCAGUUUCAUCCUCUACACAAGCAUCACUCACGCUCAACGAUUUCAGCGAGGGUGGAGACGGAGGAGGUCCGUCUCAAUGCGAUGAAAAAUACCACGACAACUCGGAAAGAGUGGUGGCUUUGUCCACUGGGUGGUACAACGGAGGUUCAAGAUGUGGAAAAAUGAUUAGAAUCACGGCGAGGAACGGGAGGAGUGUGACGGCGAAAGUGGUGGACCAGUGUGAUUCGGUGAAUGGAUGUGAUAAGGAACACGCAGGUCAGCCACCUUGUCAUAACAAUAUUGUGGAUGGAUCUGUAUCUGUGUGGAAUGCAUUAGGGUUGAAUACAGAUGAUGGUGUAGUACCAGUUACAUGGUCUAUGGCUUAAAAAUUACUCAAGUAUAAUGAACAUGUAAUGGCUAAUCAAUAAGAAUAAGCUUAAGGUGAAAUUAAGCUUGCGUGUGUUGUAUAGACACACCCUCAAUCACCCAUUUAACAUUAGAUUUUACUUGUAUUUUUAA
This is a messenger RNA of Medicago truncatula (barrel medic), 858 nucleotides long. Its product is annotated as kiwellin. The transcript has a single exon. The record is from RefSeq and is a predicted model, not a curated record. Bases 63 to 725 code for a protein of 220 amino acids. NCBI's taxonomy places the organism in Eukaryota, Viridiplantae, Streptophyta, Magnoliopsida, Fabales, Fabaceae.